Messenger RNA from Dendrobium catenatum, 1093 nucleotides. RefSeq lists its product as uncharacterized. The transcript has 2 exons. Bases 354 to 719 code for a protein of 121 amino acids. Lineage: Eukaryota; Viridiplantae; Streptophyta; Magnoliopsida; Asparagales; Orchidaceae. The record is from RefSeq and is a predicted model, not a curated record.
GUGUCCGACAUGUUCUGGGUGUGUCCGGUUAAAAAAAAAAUUUAAAUCGGACACGCGUGUCGGACAGCGUGUCCGGCUAUUUCAUAAUUUAAAUUAAAAAAAAAAGAAAAACACAUCUAAUAUGCCGGUUCAUUCCCGAGUCCGCCCUAAUCCCGCGUUCAUUCGAGCGAUAGAUAGAGGCAGCGGAGCGCGACUCACGAACAGCCGAUCGAGAUUCUUCCAGGCUCCAGCCCGCAUCAUCACCUUCAGCUUCCGGCUGUCCCGAGCAGGCGAGCUUCCGGCCGUCCCAUUUCUCAUUCUUCCUUCUGCGUGCUGCCGACCGAGCCAUCGCCUGGAAAAAAAUUUCUGUGGUGAUGGCAAUAAAAUCUGCAGGAGGAGAUCAGGCAGUUCGCCAGACCCUCCUCCGUGCUCAAGAACUUUACAUUAACAGAGUGCGAGCAGACGCCGCCGCCGACGAGUUAGCCUCCGUGUUUGCAGAAUGCGCGAUUGCCGAAGCUCAGCCGCCGAAUCCUGUUCUACCUCCCCCACUGGAACAGAUAAAUGCAACUAACCCAACCUUGUUGCAAGAUGCAAGUGACACUUCCAUACUUGCACAGAGUGGCAGAAUGCAGAUCAUGUUAGAUGCGUUCGCCGAUGGGAGCAGCUUCGUCUGUCUCAAAUGCGGCGGACUCGUUAGUAAUCAUCGCAAGGAUGAGCAUUUUAUGUAUUGGUGUGGCUAAGGCGACUGGUGUUCAUCACUGUAUCUGUCUUUUGGCUGGUUAUCUGAUAUAUCCUAGUGGCCAUAUUUAGAGUCAGAGAUGUGCUUGAGCAGUGUAAUAGGCUAAUGUAGUUUUCUCUGAGGUUUAUUAGCAAUUUUUAUGAAGUAGCAGCGUGUCUAUAAAGGCCUUCUAUUGCUAUAAUUCAUGUGAACCAAUAAGUAGUUUGUGAGUUGGGGAUGCUGAAGGCUCUAAUGACUAGAUAUGAUGGCUCAGUGUCCCUUUGAAAUGAUCUGUGAGACUUAUCUUCUUGCGUUUGCUAGAACAAAUGUGGCCUUAUUCCUCUGAGAAAACUCUCAUCAGUUUUACAAAUAAUAUAUUUGCAUAUUAUAUUGCCA